AUGGCACUACGACCCUCUCUGCUGGCUCGCAGCGCACGACCAUUGCGUUGGGUACACACCAUGUUGGCACAUUUCGAUCCACGUACAUCGCGCAUUGUGCAAUCACGACCGCUGGCGAACGAUCAGGCCAAGUGGAUUGGACUUCGCGCGAUCGAGUGGGUAGACCCGAGUGGGAAAACGCGCUGGUGGGAAUCGGCAGAUCGGACUACUCGUCGAGGGCCUGUUGAUGCCGUGGCAAUUAUAGCGAUAAUACAGCGUCCUUCAAAGGAGCCCCACAUCCUUUUGGUCAGCCAGUUCCGUCCGCCCGUGGGUGCAUGCGUGGUGGAAUUGCCAGCCGGCCUCAUCGAUGCCGGGGAGUCGGACCAAAGUGGCGCGCAGCGCGCUGCCCUUCGUGAACUUGCUGAGGAGACAGGCUAUGGAGCACAAAGUGGGCAAGUAUCCGUGCGACAAACAAGUGCUGUCAUGUACAAUGAUCCGGGCAUGUCCGGCGCGAAUAUGAAGCUGUGCACGAUCGAUAUUGCGCUGUCCGAUGACGCGCCGGAACCGCUCGCACACCCAGAUGAGGGCGAGUACAUAGAAAAGCACCUCGUGCCACUUACAUCGCUCGCCGCCAACUUGAAUGACUUUGCCGCACAGGGCUACGCUAUCGACGCGCGUCUCAUGCACCUGGCUACGGGCCUGGCACUGGGCCUGGCCAAGCCCUGGUAG
This is a messenger RNA of Malassezia restricta, 708 nucleotides long. Its product is annotated as ADP-ribose pyrophosphatase. The coding region runs from base 1 to 708 and encodes 235 amino acids. The transcript is spliced from 3 exons. NCBI's taxonomy places the organism in Eukaryota, Fungi, Basidiomycota, Malasseziomycetes, Malasseziales, Malasseziaceae. Gene Ontology annotation, molecular function: ADP-ribose diphosphatase activity. Gene Ontology annotation, biological process: ribose phosphate metabolic process; nucleoside phosphate metabolic process. Gene Ontology annotation, cellular component: nucleus. The record is from RefSeq and is a predicted model, not a curated record.